This is a messenger RNA of Macrosteles quadrilineatus (aster leafhopper), 2823 nucleotides long. RefSeq lists its product as uncharacterized. The transcript has 4 exons. The coding region runs from base 1 to 2823 and encodes 940 amino acids. Gene Ontology annotation, molecular function: nucleic acid binding. The record is from RefSeq and is a predicted model, not a curated record. NCBI's taxonomy places the organism in Eukaryota, Metazoa, Arthropoda, Insecta, Hemiptera, Cicadellidae.
AUGGUGAAGCACAAAGAUGUAUCUGAUGCUGACUCUUUCUCAUGUAAUGAGUGUGGCAAAACGUUCCCUCGAAAAGACAAGCUUCAAUGCCACUUGCAAGUGCACUCUAAGCGUAGGAAGAUUGAUUUGUCACCAGAGGAAGCUUUGAAGACGAAAGAUAUUGCACCAUUCUUCAACUGCACCAAAUGCGACAAAAAGUUUACUUUAAAAAAUAACCUUUGCAGGCACAUGAAAACACAUGUUUCAGAAUCAGUCAUUUGUAAUGAAUGUGGAGCUGUCAUCUCCCGGAAGGAUAAUCUCACACAUCAUCAGAGAUUCACCUGCCAGAAAAACAGGGAGAGGUCCGCAUUCACCCCAUUCGACAAUGAGUCCAACCCUACUACAUCAGAAAGCAACUCCAUGGACCAAACCUCCCAUCCACAGUCUGAGACAGAGGAAGAGCCUAACCAUUCCUCAAACACUGAUCAGGAUUCAAUCACUCACAAUCAUAUCCCUCAUUCAUACUGUUACCUGAUCAAAGACUCACAGAACGACUCUAAUCCUGUCAUACGUCAAUACAGAGGUCCUGAUCCAGCAAAACACUUUGGGGAGUCUCUUCGCCAAGAUGUGCUGAAGAUUGGUGACACUCUGUAUAAUGAAAGGCAAAUGGAACCAAAACUUACUCCUGCAGAGGAGGCAGCCCAUUUCGCUGCCACCCUAUGCUACAUUUGUGGCCAGGGUUUCACUUCUCAAGACUCCAAGGUUAGGGACCACAUGCAUUCCCAACCCUAUUCUUACAGAGGUGCCGCCCAUUCCAGCUGUAAUAUCAGGCAUCAGGAACAAAAUACAAUUAACUGCUACUUCCAUAACCUCACCUAUGACUCGCAUUUCAUCAUCAAAGAGCUUGGUUACGAUGAUAAAGAAAUUUCAGUAAUUGCUAAUUCUGAAGAGAAAUAUAUUAGUUUCACCAAGUAUAUCUCUUAUAAGAAAGCAAACAGAGGAGUUCUCAAACUUCGAUUUGUUGAUACCUUGCGCUUCCUCCCUUCUAGCCUCUCUAAACUAGCAGACAACCUUCCUAAUGAAUGUUUUAUAGAAACUAAACGUAGAUUUCCAGAUUCCACUCAGUUUACACUUCUCACGCGCAAAGGUGUCUUUCCAUACUCAUACAUCUCCUCAGUAGAGAAACUUCAAGAAACCCAACUUCCACCUAGGCAAGCAUUCUACAACAAACUCACUUUAGAAACUAUUUCCAAACAGGAUUUUAAACACGCUGAAGAUGUCUGGAAAACCUUCAACAUCAAAGAUUUAGGCCAGUAUUCUGAUCUGUACCUUCUUACUGACGUCCUCCUUCUUACAGACAUCUUCGAACAUUUCCGAGAUGCGAGUCUAAAAUCACAUCAGCUGGAUCCUGCUUAUUACAUCACCCUACCCUCCUACUCUUGGGAUUGCAUGUUGAAAAACACAAACGUUAAACUUGAGACCAUCCAAGACCAUGACAUUUACCUCUUCUUCGAAAAUGGAAUCCGUGGUGGAAUCUCACAGUGUAUGAAACGUAGGUCUGUAGCUAACAAUAAACACUGUGCAGGCUAUGACCCUUCUAAGCGUUCCAAGUAUAUUUCAUAUUUGGAUGCUAACAACUUGUAUGGAUGGUCUCAAUCACAAUAUCUCCCAACAGGUGGUUUCCGUUGGCUCUCUCCAGAUGAAAUUAGGUCCCUUAGUGUGGAGUCCGUGCCCGAUGACAGUGAUGAAGGGUACGUUCUAGAGGUUGAUGUUGAGUAUCCAAAGACCCUGCACAACAAACACCUUGACCUCCCAUUCCUUUGUGAACGCAAGACUCCACCAAACACAAAACAUGCAAAGCUACUCACAACCCUGGAGGACAAGAAAAAUUAUAUUGUUCAUUACCGAAUCCUAAAACAAGCUUUGAAGCAUGGAUUGAAACUGAAGAAAAUCCACAGGGUUGUGAGGUUUGAUCAGUCUUCCUGGUUAAGGUCUUACAUUGACCUUAAUACAAACCUUCGUAAAGCAGCCAAGAAUGAUUUUGAAAAAGACCUUUUCAAAUUAUACAACAACUCUGUGUUUGGUAAAACCAUGGAGAACGUGAGGAAACGUAUGAACUACAAAUUGGCAAGUAAUGAAGUAAAAGCAGAAAAACUCAUCGCCAAACCAAACUUUUUACACAGAACCAUUAUUAACGAAUCAUUGGUUGGCGUUAAUUUGUCUAAAGAGAGUAUCAUUCUUGAGAAGCCGCUUUAUGUAGGUAUGUGUAUUUUGGAGCUUAGCAAAGAGUUAAUGUAUAAGUUUUACUAUGAAGUGAUCAUCCCUCACUAUGGUGAAGAUAAUGUAAGACUUAUAUACAUGGACACAGACAGUCUAAUCUUUGAAGUAAUCACACCUGACUUGUAUGACAGUUUUGUACCAAUCAUUGAUCACCUGGAUACAAGUGGCUUUCCAAAGGACAAUCCGGCAUAUCGUCCUAACAACGCCAAGGUUCUUGGCAAGUUCAAGGAUGAACUGAAUGGUGUGUACAUUCAGGAAUUCCUUGGUGUCAGAACCAAGGUGUACACAAUCGUGAAAGAGGAUGAUAUGUUUGACCCAAUAAAGAAGUGUAAGGGUGUCACUAAGCCAGUGGUUGCUAAAACUCUUCGAGUGGAAGACUACCGGCGAUGUAUCCUGGAGAACAAUGAUUGGUACACAAUGAAUUCAACAUUCCGAUCUUACAAACAUGAUGUUGUGACCAGAUGGGAAAAUAAACUAUCUCUUAGUGGUUAUGACAUGAAAAGAUACCUUUGUAGGGAUAAUAUUAACACUCUUCCCCAUGGUCACCAUAAAAUAGAACUGUGA